AAAAGCUCUGUGCUCCAAGUUAGAAAAAAGCUUUUACGAGGUACCAGCACUUUUCUUUCAUUAGGGGGAAGGAGUGAGGAAAGGACCGAGGAGCAGCUAGACUGACUUUUAAAACUUUUAAGUACAGGCAGGUCUGAGUGCCUGGACCUGCCUUUUCAUUUUACUUCGCCCUCUAAGGAGUUCCAUCAGCUGGCGUGCCUGCUUCACUUCUUUUAAGAGAAAGAAGGGCGCCCAGGCAACAUGGGUGACUGGAGUGCCUUAGGCAAACUCCUUGACAAGGUUCAGGCCUACUCCACAGCCGGAGGGAAGGUGUGGCUGUCCGUGCUGUUCAUCUUCCGAAUCCUGCUGCUGGGAACGGCGGUGGAGUCAGCCUGGGGGGACGAGCAGUCCGCCUUUCGCUGUAACACCCAGCAGCCUGGUUGCGAGAACGUCUGCUACGACAAGUCCUUCCCCAUCUCGCAUGUGCGCUUCUGGGUCCUGCAGAUCAUCUUCGUGUCCGUUCCCACGCUCCUGUACCUGGCUCACGUGUUCUACGUGAUGCGCAAGGAAGAGAAGCUGAACAAGAGGGAGGAGGAGCUCAAGGUUGCCCAAACCGACGGCAUGAACGUGGAGAUGCACCUGAAGCAGAUCGAAAUCAAGAAGUUCAAGUACGGCAUUGAGGAGCACGGCAAGGUGAAGAUGCGCGGGGGCCUGCUGCGCACCUACAUCAUCAGCAUCCUCUUCAAGUCCGUCUUCGAGGUGGCCUUCCUGCUCAUCCAGUGGUACAUCUACGGCUUCACCCUGAGCGCCGUCUACACGUGCAAACGAGACCCCUGCCCACAUCAGGUGGACUGCUUCCUCUCGCGUCCCACGGAGAAAACCAUCUUCAUCAUCUUCAUGCUGGUCGUGUCCCUGGUGUCUCUGGCUUUGAACAUCAUCGAGCUCUUCUACGUCUUCUUCAAGGGCGUGAAGGAUCGCGUGAAGGGGAAGAGCGACCCUUACCACGCCAACACCGGCCCACUGAGCCCCUCCAAAGAGUGUGGCUCUCCAAAAUACACUUACUUCAAUGGUUGCUCCUCGCCAACCGCUCCCCUCUCGCCCAUGUCCCCUCCCGGGUACAAGCUGGUUACCGGAGACAGAAACAAUUCUUCCUGUCGCAAUUACAACAAGCAAGCGAGUGAGCAAAACUGGGCUAACUACAGCGCAGAGCAAAAUCGGAUGGGGCAGGCGGGAAGCACCAUCUCCAACUCCCACGCACAGCCUUUCGACUUCCCCGAUGACAACCAGAAUUCUAAAAAGCUGGCUGCUGGACACGAACUGCAGCCACUAGCCAUUGUGGACCAGCGGCCUGCCAGCCGAGCCAGCAGCCGCGCCAGCAGCCGACCUCGGCCCGAUGACCUGGAGAUCUAGAUCCGGGCUUGCGAGCAUCAAGAUUCCACUGAGUUGUGGAGAAGAAAAAGGUGCUGUAGGAAGUGCACCUGAGGUGUUCAUUUUGUUCCAGUGAAGGUGGUACUCGACAGCCUUCGUCAUGAGGCUUAGGAAACACGAAGAUGUCAGAAUACCUGGGUUCAUUGGGGGUGCUUGGGAUAGGCGGGUGGAGAGGGCGGGGUAAGGGAGGUACAUGUUGGUAUUUAAUGUAGUUGAUUCAGAGGACGUCCGUUCUAAUACAAGUCGCAUUAGGUGAUACAUAGGUAAGGGCUUUUUCUCUCCCCUAUACCCCUAAGGGUAGUUCUGUGUAUGUGAAAGAGUGGGUGAUAUUUUGGCUAAAUACAUUUUGUUUUACCAAGAAACUGAAAUAACUGUGUCCAGGAAAAAAAUACUCUCUGAACAUCUUAUUUCUUUCUUUUUUUUUUUAAUCAAGAAAAAGACAGAGGAUUGUCCUUCUAUCCCUGCUAAAACAUUCCAUUGUUAAAAUUUGCACUUUGAAGGUAAGCUUUCUAGGCGUGACCCUCCAGGUGUCAGGGGACUUGUGUUGCUAUGUGUUUUAUUGGUAUUAGUUAAGUUCAGACAAGGCCCACAGGAAAAGACUUCCCAUGCAUUUGCAAAUCUCAGCCAAGUUCCAUGUGCAUUCUUUCUUACAUCCACUCACAUUGUAUUGCCGUCACUUUUUCAUCAUUCCUCAACUACUAUUCACAUUCAUUUGAUGAUUUCUGUAAACAUUUUUUAAAAA
Messenger RNA from Myotis davidii, 2149 nucleotides. RefSeq names its product gap junction protein alpha 1 (gene GJA1). The transcript is spliced from 2 exons. Gene Ontology annotation, biological process: cell-cell signaling; heart development. The coding region runs from base 241 to 1389 and encodes 382 amino acids. The record is from RefSeq and is a predicted model, not a curated record. Gene Ontology annotation, molecular function: transmembrane transporter activity. NCBI's taxonomy places the organism in Eukaryota, Metazoa, Chordata, Mammalia, Chiroptera, Vespertilionidae. Gene Ontology annotation, cellular component: connexin complex.